This is a messenger RNA of Phragmites australis (common reed), 818 nucleotides long. RefSeq lists its product as uncharacterized. The coding region runs from base 77 to 427 and encodes 116 amino acids. NCBI's taxonomy places the organism in Eukaryota, Viridiplantae, Streptophyta, Magnoliopsida, Poales, Poaceae. The transcript has a single exon. The record is from RefSeq and is a predicted model, not a curated record.
UUUGAUGCCACUUUUAAGCCAGCCCGUAUUUUACUGUUCACCUCACCGCUCUGAAAUCAGAGGAUUUCCAUAAAAAAUGGCGCCGGCGCCGACAGCCGCGGCCGCCGGACGCAAGCGCAAGAAGCCGCACGGGCCUUCGAAAGCCCUCGCCAAGAAAGCCCUGAUUCUUAAGUCAGCGCCGGCGAAGGCCAAGAAGAAGAAGCAUGAGCAUAAGGAGAAGAAGCCGCAGCCACCCACCCCGCACGCCAAGAAACCCGCCGAGCCGGACCAGACCGCUGCCACCGGAGAUGAGCCCGCCUCGGGAGGGGUCUUCCUUUCGGCCGCAAUGCCGCCGGCGCGGCAGCUCAAGUUCCUCCUCCGCAGCUUCGAGCGCGCCGCCAAGAUGCGCCUCUCCCCCCUCGAGCUCGACUCCUACUCAGGUAUGUGACUUUGAAGACGGCACACCAAGGCCUGCUCUGCUUGUGUUCUGUGUGCAGAGGGAUCCAUGGUGCAGCUCCCGGAGGGAGCCAGCCAGGACGUGGAGAGCUUCGGUGACCAUGUGAAGGGGGCGUUCGGCGCGUCGUGGAUGGAAGAGCUCUGCGAGGGGAAGCUCAUCGAGGGGGCGAUUGGCGUGGGCAGUUCAGCGCUCCUGGUUAUCAGCUCGGCUGCUCUGAGAUCGCUGGAGCUUCUUAGGUAGUUGUUGAAGCGGAAAAACAGCAUUUUUCGUCGUGACCGUUUCGAAUUACUGUAGAGAGUUAACAGGAGCUUCUUCUUUCAUUUCUAUAUUCAGAUUUUCAAUAACGAACUAGGGUAUUGUUUUGUUAAUAACAGCAUUUGGU